Molecule: messenger RNA, 1179 nt
Organism: Mycosarcoma maydis (corn smut)
Lineage: Eukaryota; Fungi; Basidiomycota; Ustilaginomycetes; Ustilaginales
Exons: 1
Coding region: 1-1179 (392 amino acids)
Source: RefSeq, a predicted model, not a curated record
AUGCCGAGCAAGACCAAGUCUCGCACAUCGGCAAGCGCUGCGACGGAGAAGCCCAUCGUUGCGACGGCGUCGUCGUCGCAAAUCGGUGUUUCCAACAGCAAUCUGGACUCGGAGCAGGUUCUCAAAGCGUUUCGUGCGCUAUCGGCGCACGUUGCACGUCGAAACGCGUCGUCGGCGACGGGCUCUUCGCUUCCACUCGAUGGACCUUCGGGCGCGCUGCGCGAUGCGUCGAAUACCGUGUAUCUGCAACUGACGCUUUCGACGCUCAGUCCGACAUCGCACAUCAAGCCGGUCCGUAUCAAUCUGCCGCACGCGCUGCACACGCCCGGUGAGGUCAGCACGUGUCUGCUCGUCAAAGACCCGCAGAGGGAGUACAAGGAUCGUCUCGUAGCCGAAAAAAUCAGGUGCAUCUCACGCGUUGUAGGCGUCACCAAACUUAAGGGCAAGUUCAAACCGUACGACGCACGAAGAGCACUUGUCCAAGACCACGAUAUCUUCCUCGCCGACUCGCGCAUCGUGCCCAACCUCGCGAAUCUGUGCGGAAAGGUGUUCUUCGACGCGCGCAAGAAUCCGAUCACGGUCAACCUCACCAAGAAGUCCGAGGCGUUGAAGAAGGAGUUGGAGUCCGCAAUUCAGGCGACCACGUUUUUGCAGAACAAGGGCAGCUGCUCCACCAUCAAGAUCGGCUACAUGCACAAGCACAGUCCGGAGCAGUUGACGCAGAACCUGAUGGCUGCGAUGCCCGCCGUGUUGAGCAGGGUCAAGGGCGGAUGGGAGAACGUCAACAACGUGGAUGUCAAGACGGGCAAUUCGGCUGCAUUGCCCGUGUGGAAUAAGAAGCUCGGAGUCAAGACACAUGUUACGCCUAGCAACGAGCGCCUAGUCGACGAGACGAGCCAACCGUCGAUCCCAGCCGAGCACAAGCACGACCUGUCAGCUGAAACGCCCGUCAAGAAAUCCAACAGUCUCGUCAACAAGGGGCAGCAUACCUGGCCGCCAACAUCCAGUCCGAGUCCACGAAAGACGCGUGGCGCCGCCGCCGCCGCCGCUGCCGCUGCUGCUGCAAAGGCCAAUUUGACCAUCGCCAACGACGCUGUAGCUACGCCGACGAAAAGCGCCAAGUCGACGCCCAAGAAACCCACCUCGAGCGUCGGCCGAAGUGCGCGCAAGCCCAAGUAG